Messenger RNA from Polistes canadensis, 5694 nucleotides. RefSeq lists its product as uncharacterized. The record is from RefSeq and is a predicted model, not a curated record. Gene Ontology annotation, biological process: response to oxidative stress. The coding region runs from base 759 to 4940 and encodes 1393 amino acids. NCBI's taxonomy places the organism in Eukaryota, Metazoa, Arthropoda, Insecta, Hymenoptera, Vespidae. Gene Ontology annotation, molecular function: peroxidase activity; heme binding. The transcript is spliced from 13 exons.
UUGAAAAUAAUAAUAUUUUAGAGUUCGAUAUUAAUACGAUUUGUUUGAAUACCGAAUGCACCGAACAACGAAUUAAACGGAAUAACGUCGUGAUUAACGAGAAAAUAAACGGAAGAAUUAUUUUUAAACGUGACACAAGAGAGAGAAACUAUGUCGGAAGGUUGCACGAGCUGCAGAGGAACGAAUUAUGGCGGUGGUACAUUGCAGUUAGGUGGGACUUCCGGUGGCACAAGCGGAAGUCCACAAUCGACGACGUCUGCUUCAAAUUACGCGGCAACGAGAAGAGUUCAAGUACGUGCAAAGGUCCUUUACGGUUCGGGAAAAGCAAUCGCGAGCUUGCAAGCUCGGGAAAAAGCAGCAAGACGUUGAUUUACAGCGUCGUUUUCGUUACUUUCUUCUGGACCGUACGAUCUCAACCGGAAGAAAGCACUCCUAUUAUUUACCCUACAAUAAAUUAUACAAAAGAAAUAUUUACCAAUGUAGAAUUUAACCAUUCUACAACGCAAACUACUGUAUCAGAGCAGAGAAACUUUGAAGAAAAUCAAACGAAUUUUAGAAGAAACUUUGGUAACAACGAGAAAACGAGUAAAUACGAAAUCGAAACUUUCGAAAUUGUCGGAAAAUAUGAUUCGAAAAAGUACAGUGAUCAUUCAACGAAUAACAUUACAACUUACGAACUCGAGAGUCGAGAUAAUCAAGAAAAUUGGGGACCUCGUGAGGAGGAUAUUAUUGAAGCUGUUGAUUUUGGAUUGCAAGCGAUGCAUGAUCUUUACAACGUCAAAGAACCGAAAUUAUAUUCUAUGGGUCUCUAUCUGAAAGCUGACAAUCCAGCAAAAUACGUUGCAACAUUCAAUGAUCAAACCGAAGAAGCUAGGAUGCUUGCUAAAUUUGGUUAUGCAGUUCUCGAAGGCGCAACUAUGUUUGUCAAAAAAUUUCCCGAUUUAUCGAGAGAACUUCCUCUUGCUCGCAAAGGUCAAACAACGAGAUUCCAACGCCAAUGUCCGAGAAGAGGAACUCCUCAAUGUCCAGCAGCUAGUUUAAGAUAUAGAACUUCGGAUGGAAGUUGUAAUAAUCUUAAGAAUCCUUGGUGGGGAUCAGCAAUGUCAACUAUGCAAAGAUUCUUACCACCUAAUUAUAAUGACGGUAUACAAAGUAUCAGAAGAUCAAGGGACGGUAAUCCAUUGCCAAGUGCACGUGUAAUUUCCGACGUGUUACAUGAGGAUGAAGACAUACAAUUGGCAUCUGUUACACAUAUGUUAAUGCAAUGGGGUCAAUUCAUAGAUCAUGAUUUAACAGCAACUGGACAAAGCAGAGGCUUCAAUGGAUCGGUACCUCAAUGUUGUUUGAAUUCGGGUCUUGGGUUUCAACCUUUUGAAUUAUUGCAUCCAGAAUGUUUACCAAUAGCGGUAAACCCUCAGGAUAGUUUCUUUGGUCGUUUUGGUAUCAAGUGUUUGGAAUUUCUUAGAAGUGGAUCAGCACCAAGAGAAGAUUGUCUGUUUGGUGCUAGAGAACAAUUAACUCAAGUUACGAGUUAUUUAGAUGCAUCCACGGUGUACAGCAGCAAUUCUUUUCAAAGUGAUAAUCUUCGAAUGUUUAAAAACGGUUUAUUGCAAUACGGUAUAAUUCAAUCCCAACGAACUUCGUUCUUCAGACAAGAUUCGGAUCUUUGCAAACAAGGUUCUUUAUCAACGAAUUGUUUCAGAGCAGGUGAUGGUCGUUUAAGUGAACAACCAGCUCUAACAUCCUUACAUAUUGUAUUUUUAAGAUUUCACAAUAGAUUAGCAAUUAAACUUGGCGAAUUGAAUCCUAAUUGGAGAGACGAAAAAAUAUUCCAAGAAACUCGUAAAAUUAUCGGCGCUAUUGUACAGCAUAUUACUUAUCGCGAGUUCUUACCGAUAGUAUUAGGAAACGAGGUAAUGAAGGUAUUCGAUCUAGAAGUUCUGACAAAGGGCUAUUACGAUGGUUACGAUCCUUCCGUUAAUCCUACUAUAGCAAAUUCUUUCUCAACAGCUGCUUAUCGUUUCGGACAUUCUUUGGUUCAGCAUAGUUUCCUACGAUUUGACAGAAAUCAUCGACGUUUAUUUAAUAAUGUAUCAAUCCACGACGAAUUUAGAAAUCCCGAAAAUUUGGAAACGGCAGGUUUCCCUUUCGGAAUGGAUCUGGCAUCUCUUAAUAUUCAAAGAGGACGAGAUCAUGGUAUACCACCAUACGUUGAUUGGCGAGAACCAUGCGGCUUGUCUCCCAUCAAGAGUUUUGCUGAUCUUGAGAAUAUUAUGUCACCUAAUACUAUAUUUAAGCUUAGAACUUUAUAUUCUUCGGUGGAAGACAUUGAUUUGUAUCCAGCUGGAUUAGCUGAAAAAUCAGUUCGCGGUGGUUUAGUCGGGCCAACGUUUGCUUGCAUAAUUGCACAACAAUUUAGUAAUCUUCGACGUGGCGAUCGAUUUUGGUAUGAAAAUGACAAAGAAGAAAGUGGAUUUACUUCUCGACAACUUCAACAAAUCAGACGUAUCACGUUCUCCCAAGUUCUUUGUCUUACGAUGGAUAAUAUUAAAACCAUUCAACCGUUCGUUUUUCUAGUAGCUGAUGCAUUCAGAAAUCAACGUGUUGCUUGUAAUGAUGAAAUAAUGACACAGUUCAGGCUUGAACCUUGGACCGAACAACAAUCGGAACAAAGAAGUGAAUCGGGUGAUUUACAUGUAUCAGAAAGAAAGAAAAUUGAUCGAAUUCGUAGUACAACUAGCAGAUCUGUUACGAAUAGACAAGAGGGGACAAAAGAAAAUGUUAAUAUCAACGCGAGAGAACAAACGAAGGUUUUAUCACAAAAAACUAAACCCGUUAAAGCUAAUAUCAAUCAGCAUAAUAGAAUUGUCGUGAAAAAACCUUUCGGUCCACCGGAUAACGUAACCAUAGUCGUUCAAAAUAAUGCAGUUAAUUCACCCGUCUUCGUGAAUGAUGCAAUUUAUGGUUCGUACAUUCAAAUACAAACUACAACUCAAAGUAACAAGGAUAUCCCUAAACCGGAAAAUUUUAAUUAUCAACCUUAUGGACAAUACAAUCCAUUAUCGUAUGAUCAAGGAUCAUUGAACAUUCCUAUUCAUAGACCACCUCCAAAACCAAUACCAACUUUUAUUCCUGAAAGAUUUGAAACUUCACAGAACAUGAAACCAUAUGUCCCAUAUGCUUAUAACGAUCCUAACAACCCAAAUCCACUGAAUUAUGGUUACAGACCAAAUUAUAAACCCGAAGACAUUGUUUACGACAACUUAACUCCUACGAGUCCAAGACCAACAUUAUACACCUACUACAUGCACGCCCAACAAUUAACAACUCCGCAAAGACCCAUUCAUCAAGACGAAAGUCAUUCAAGUUAUUACAAUCCCUCUUACAACACACCAUCUACGAUGCAACAUUAUCAAGGAACAAGUCCAUCUCCGUGGAUAAAACCUAAACCACAAUUCGAGCCAAGCUAUCAGUCUUACGCGCAGCAACUUAGCUCAGAUAUUAUUGCUAAUCCAAAUUACAAUCACAAUGUAAACAACAAACCAGAAUACUGGCCUCAACAAAUACCAAGUACCAUACAAGAUGAAAAUUUACAUUCCGCACAACCCGAUUACAGCCAUGGUCAAAAUGUACCCAUUAACAAACCUUACAACAAAGACCAAUCGGAAACUUGGAAAUAUUCGAUUAAUGUACAAAAAGACGAUGGAUAUGCACUUUCUUCGAGCAGACCUUACAAUGAACCAUAUGGCCUGCAAGAAACAAACAGUUAUCAGAAUAGACCAAUAAAUAGACCUGAUAACGAAGAUAAUCCUAAUAUUUAUAAUAAGAAACCAUUGGAUACAUCUUACUCGAUAGAAUUAAAUAAACAAAAUAAUCAAAAUAGCUCAGAAAAUCUAUUAGCGAAUGUGCAACCUUAUCAAGAAGAAGCCACAAAAAAUCCAAUCCUUAAUAAUCCGAGCAAAUGGACCGAUAUUCCAUCUUAUCAGCCAGGACCGACCAAAAGACCCGAUUUUCCUCCUAUAUUACAUGAAGAAUCAUCCUAUCAAAAAAGACCAAUUAAAACGCCUAUGAUCGUUCAAAAUGAUUUUGGUUCGACAAAAGUUCCUCCAUCAUACCAAGCGGAUUUAUUUAAAGAGACUAUCUAUCAGCAAAGACCUACAAUAAAACCAGAUAAAUCAACGAGCAAUUCCUUUUAUCAAACUAAUCCGUUGAACAAUCCAAACAGCAAACCUUUUGUCAUAAACGAUGAUAUCUCUUAUCAAGGAAAACCAAUUUCUCAUUUUUCUGUACAACAUUCGACAAAAAUUCCGACCAAUGAUGAAAUUUCAAGGCCGAUUAAAAUACAAAGUGUUACCAUUGUCACGGAAAGUAUCGAGACAGUUCGACAUCCUGGAUCCUCCGGUUAUAGACCAGUUAAUAAAAUCAAUGCUGAAAUUCCAAGACCUUUGGAACUUCGACAAAACGAAGGAAAACCCGGCCAGUACUAUUACGAUAAAAAUGUUUUGCAUCGUUACCCCGAGAAAAUGGAGGACGAUAUCUCGAAAUAUUAUCAUCAUUUUGCGAAGGACGAUGUUAUUCACAGUGAGACAAGAGAAAUCCUGGGAGAAAACGAAACCCUCGUUGAAUUUAAUUUCACUGAUGUGCUUACGAAAGCACACGUGAUUCAAAAUGACGACACUAAAUUUGUAACGACUCCUACUUUAGUGAUCGAUGAUCCUGACGAGAUUUACGCUAACGACGAUCUCGACGGAUCUUUUUCCGAGAACAUCGAAAGUGUCACAACUUUAAACGAUUUACAGAAAAAAAAUAACUGGCUUAAUUCCGAAGAAAAUCCAAGACUGUCGUCCAUUUUGGAGAUGCCUAAUAUUACAUCCGACGAAAGUAUCAGCGCCAAGGAAUUGCCUAAGCCUCUAAUUAAAACCAGUAAAUUAGCCUCUUAAUUUACGUUUCUCGGUAGUUUAGAAAGCUAUUAUUUCAUUUUAUUUUAUUUUUUUUUUUAUUUCCUAUUAUUUUAUUUUAUUUUAUUAUAUCGUUAACCACAUCAUUACCUUCUCAUGCUAUUUAUUAUCAGGUUCAUACUUUAUUUUCAUUACGUUUGUAUUUAUUUUCGUAGACCUAGUUUCCUAGAGAUAAUAAUAGCUUUUGCUUACUUGUCAUUAGUGACACUUACGAUCUCUCACGAUCGUUUCUGUUAAAUUGAAAAAGUUGACGACGAGACUUAUCUACUACAAUGUAUACAAUUUAAAUGAAUCACAGGAGAAUAAAAUAAUUACGUUAAGUGGAUGGCUAUACGAAUGAUACAUAGAUUAUGCAAACACACAAUUCUACGUUAGAACGGAAUGUAGCCUAGUUUUAUUCCGCUUUUAAACUCAGCCGUCUAUGUCUGGAGCAUCUCUCGACUAUUUUCAGAUGCAGUUUCCAACCCGUUGCAUUUCAUCUGUCUCUUCUCGUAUUCCUCUUAAAAUUCAUCCCUCAAAUCCUACGCGCAUUUAUACAUACGUAUAACGGCCUGAUUUUUAAUUUCCUCAUAAUUUUCUCUCCUUUUUUUUUCUCUUUUUUUUCUUUUUUUUUCGUUAUCUAUCUCAUCGUCAAACGACUUCUGUUCUUUAUUUCCAAAUUUCGUAGAUUUAUUUAAAUUUCAAUAACACGUUUCACGAUCUAUAAAUUGUCGACAUUUCGAAACAAUAAGCAAAU